Molecule: messenger RNA, 727 nt
Organism: Lucilia cuprina (Australian sheep blowfly)
Lineage: Eukaryota; Metazoa; Arthropoda; Insecta; Diptera; Calliphoridae
Product: ATP synthase subunit C lysine N-methyltransferase
Exons: 3
Coding region: 80-706 (208 amino acids)
Biological process (GO): peptidyl-lysine trimethylation; positive regulation of proton-transporting ATP synthase activity, rotational mechanism; regulation of mitochondrial ATP synthesis coupled proton transport
Cellular component (GO): mitochondrion
Molecular function (GO): protein-lysine N-methyltransferase activity
Source: RefSeq, a predicted model, not a curated record
UAAUAAAAAAUAAAAACAAGUCUUGGAGGGCCCACUUUUUUUUGGAAAUAUUAGUUUUAUUUAUUAAUUUUAUUAUAAAAUGGAUUUUUCUGUAACAGAAACAAAACCCAGCCAACCCAAGACUGUCUCAACAUCAGCCAAGUUUUUAAUUUUUGCCACUGGCGGUGUGGGAGUGGGUUUGUCGGUUAUUUGUUAUUCUUUCGUAGCUCCAGCAUUUCGUCGCAUUUGCCUUCCCUAUGUUCCAGCAACCACGGAACAAGUUAAUAAUGUUCUUCAAUUUCUACCGCGCAAUACACCUAAACGUUUGCUGGAUAUUGGUUCUGGCGAUGGAAGAAUAGUUUUGGCUACAGCAAAACAUGGUCUGCAAUCUGAUGGAGUUGAAUUAAAUCCUUGGUUAGUGUGGUGGUCACGUAUAGCGGCUUUACGAGAGGGUGUUGGAUCGAAAACUAAAUUUUUUCGUAAAGAUUUGUGGAAAUUUGAUUUGAAAACCUAUGAUUAUGUUGUCAUAUUUGGUGUCGAACAAAUGAUGAAAGAUUUAGAGACAAAACUAAUCGCUGAAGCACCCAAUUCCAAAGUAAUAGCCUGUCGUUUUCCCCUACCCAAUUUGGAACCUUUAAAAACCAUUGACGAAGGUGUCAAUACCGUGUGGUUUUAUGAUCUUAGCAAAAUGUCUCCACUUAACAACUCAAACAAAAACCAAAGUUAAUAAAACACAGUUCAGUGCUUA